Ctenopharyngodon idella (grass carp) is the source of this 3400-nucleotide messenger RNA. RefSeq names its product activated leukocyte cell adhesion molecule a (gene alcama). Gene Ontology annotation, biological process: cell adhesion. The transcript is spliced from 16 exons. Gene Ontology annotation, cellular component: plasma membrane. The record is from RefSeq and is a predicted model, not a curated record. Bases 194 to 1888 code for a protein of 564 amino acids. NCBI's taxonomy places the organism in Eukaryota, Metazoa, Chordata, Actinopteri, Cypriniformes, Xenocyprididae.
GUGGAUUCGCACUAUCUCCACUGCUCGUCCAGACUCCAGACUUCACCUUCGCGCUCCGCACAGAACAACCCGCCUGAUCCUUUCAACGCACUCAACCAGCGCCUUCUCUCGUUACUAUCCAACAACUUCAGACGUGCAUAUCUCUGAUAUUCUCUUCGGACUGUAUAGACGAGAGCCGGGGUUUUCUCUAAGGAUGCAAUCAGUUAUCUACCUUUUCGGUGCCUUCAUAGCAGUCCUUGUGUUUCCUCCAGGGAGCUGCUUGGAGACAGUUAUAGGUCUGUACGGUGAGACCAUUGAAGUGCCAUGCAACAAUGGAAAUAACAAGCCAAAUGGCCUUAUUUUCACCAAAUGGAAAUAUGUGAAAGAUGACGGCACUAACGGCGAUCUACUCGUGAAGCAGGCUGCGAAAGACCAGGCAACCGUGUCCGCCACAGACGGCUACAAAAGUAGAGUUAGCAUCGCCACCAACUCCAGCCUGCUGAUCGCCCAGGGCUCACUGGCCGACCAGAGAGUUUUCACCUGCAUGGUGGUGUCUUUAACCAACCUGGAAGAAUACUCUGUGGAAGUGAAAGUUUACAAAAAACCAUCAGCCCCUGUAAUCAAAAACAAAGCGAAAGAACUGGAAAACGGCAAGCUGACACAGUUGGGGGAAUGUGUGGUGGAGAGUGCCAACCCAGCGGCAUAUCUCAUAUGGAUGAAGAACAACCAGCCCCUGGAGAAUGACGACAAGACGAUCAUUAUCACAUCUACUGUCACCAAGGACCCAGUCACAGGUCUGUCCAGCACCUCUUCCGGUCUGAAGUACACAGCCAGGAAAGAGGAUGUGGCAUCACAGUUCACCUGCACAGCAAAGCAUGAGAUGGGCCCCGACCAGGUUUCAGCAGCAGAGACCUUCCCAAUUCACUACCCCACUGAGAAGGUGAAUCUACAGGUUGUUUCUCAGAGCCCCAUUAGGGAAGGUGAUAAUGUGACACUGAAAUGCCAGGCGGACGGAAACCCUCCUCCCACCAGCUUCAACUUCAACAUUAAGGGCAAGAAGGUCACGGUGACUGACAAGGAUGUCUACACACUGACUGGCGUUACCCGAGACGACAGUGGCUUGUACAAGUGCUCCCUUCUUGACAACGAUGUAAUGGAGUCCACUCAGAUCGUCACAGUGAGCUUUCUGGAUGUAAGCCUCACUCCCACAGGAAAGGUGUUAAAGAAGCUCGGGGAAAACUUGGUUGUGUCAUUGGAAAAGAACUCCUCUAAUGAAACAAAGGUGACAUGGACUAAGGAUAACCGUAAACUAGACAAACUGCCCGACUUCUCUCAGUUGACGUAUAGCGACGCAGGUCUGUAUGUGUGCGACGUGUCCAUUGUAGGAAUCAGACGCAGUUUGUCCUUCGAGCUUACUGUAGAAGGUGUUCCAAAAAUUUCAAGUCUGACAAAGCAUCGCAGCAACGACGGCAAACACAAAGUCUUGACGUGUGAGGCAGAGGGUUCACCUAAACCUGACGUGCAGUGGAGUGUCAACGGAACAAACGAUGAAAUGUCAUACGUCAACGGGAAGGCCACAUACAAACUGACCGUAGUGCCCAGUAAGAACCUCACCGUCAGCUGUCACGUGACCAAUAAACUCGGAUCCGACACUAAGGAAAUUAGCGUGUUUUCCCUAUUUGAGGAGGACAAGUCCAAACCAGAAAAAAACGAACAUGGUGCGGAGCAGGCCAAAGUGAUUGUGGGUGUCGUGGUUGGACUUUUCCUAGCCGCUGCUCUGGUGGGACUCAUCUACUGGCUCUAUAUCAAGAAAACAAGACAAGGCAGUUGGAAGACCGGAGAGAAGGAGGCAGGCACUUCAGAGGAGAGUAAGAAACUGGAGGAGAACAAUCAUAAAGCAGAUGUCUAAAAGAGCAGAGAGGCGUCAAAAGGAAUGAAGAAGGUAUGAACCAGGAAAGAGGCCUUGUCACUGAAUGUGCAGUACUACACACUUCAAUCAUCUAAUUCCAGACAUCUGAUUGGACGGCGACGCCUCCUUCAGGCUGCUCGUGUGCGUCACGCAUCGCAGAAUGUUUCCAGAAUAUUUCCUACUCCAAACGAACAGUUUCCUAAAAGAAAAAAAGAAAAGAAAUUCCCCCACCAUGAUCCAAGAGUGUAAAAGAGAAACCACUUGUGUUGUAUAUUUAGUCUGCACUGAGGACUGCAUUUACUUUUGAUCGAUUCUGAAUUUUUCUUUUUGUGUUCCCAGUGAAUGUUCUCGUUUCAUGCGCAUUGCUGAUGUGGUGGGCACAGAUGUUUUGUUCCCCCUAUAGUAAAAAAAAACAUGUAAAUUCGCUGUACACUUUUUAGGUCUAUGUAAAUAAGUCAGGGGAGUACGUUCACUCUGCUUAAGGUUGGGAUUAUUGAAAAAAAAUAAGGAUUGUGGGACUACAUAUUGAAAUUGCACAGUCCCUCAUCAAAAACUCCUAAGAUCGCGGUCGGAUGCUGGAAGAACGAUGAAUUCACUGCUGUUACACAUCUGUUUGCUCAUGUUUUAUUUAUUGGUACCUCUUUAUGACACUGCCCUGUGACAUUCAUGUUAUUUCCUUUAGUUUGAAGUGGCUAAGUAGUGAAAACGGGUUUAGAAAAUUAGCAUAGCGUAGGGAAAUAUCCUGCUACACCCAGUGGCCUUCAGGUUGCAUUGCAUGAUGUCAUAGUUGUAGGGUUCUGGACACGGCCCGCUAGAGUUUAACGUAGUGACAUUGACGUGACUCGCAUAUAGUAUAAAUAAACAAGCAAACAUCCGCUCUCGGUAUCAGACUGGGUGGUAGCAACCUUGCAUGCAGAGACUUUAUUUUUUUUUGGUAGGAAGUAAAUAUAAAAGAAUAGCCCCUUUAUAUUGCCUUAACAGAGAGUCAGUAUCGGAAGGCAAACUUCAGUCAGUAUAUUAAUGUGAAACCUCACUGUAUAGCCUUUGUUUUGCACUUCCCUCAGACUACAAAAACUGCAUCUUUUUUUGUUUUUACACAUCAUUUUCGAUGUUUGUCAGGUUGAUGUCCGACACUGUAGUCUUUAGCGAUGGUUUGAAGCAUUGUUCUGUUGACAUGGUUUAAAGAGGCUGUAAAUAUGUUUGAAUGUCUUGUGUUUGGCUAUUUAUAAAGUGUGAGAAAUGCAAGGUUAGCUGUGCUUCUGCUUAGUCACUAAAGAGACCCUUUUUAUUUAAACUAUAAUCUCACUUUGUCACGUAUAUUUAGAAGAAACCUUUUUUUGUUUCAUCUCCACAAAGGAGUGUUUUGAAUGUUCAUGUUUAGCAUAUUUUGAACCAUCAGGUCAGCAGUGAAACCAAAGAGGGUAACCGCAAAAGAAGGCCAUAAAGUAUUGUAAAUACUGACUUUUGUUUUUGUACUUUUGUUGACAAUAAAAGUGUACAUUUUGAAGAAAA